AUGGCGCCAGCGGCAGCGGCAGGAGCCCCACCGUCGCUGGGGGGGCCUGGGAACCGCGCCAGUGGGCCCCCCACGGCAGGUGCACCCGCCCCUAAGCCCGAGCAGGCAGCGCAGAUCUUUUUCGGCAACUUAACGGCGUGGGGCCUGCAGGCCGCCAACUUCUGUCGCAACGCAGGCUUCAAGUACCACCUCAUAGCGCUGGCGGAGACGCACGUCGACGCGAACGGCAUCACGGAGCAGAGUGGCAAGCUCGCCAUGGGCGACUGGAAGCUGUCGGCCACGCCCGCGGUGGCCACCAACAAAUCGGACAAGGGGACCCGUGGCGGCGAGUGGGUCCUCACGCGCAGGGACGUGGCGGCGACCACGUUCGAGGGCUACAGGGACUACUACGUAAAGCGCCACAAGAGGCAGCCGUUCGUGGGCUUCACGCCGACAGUCCUCCACUCCAAGAGCGGCGACAUAGUCGUCCUGGCGGCGUGCCUGCGCCUUGGCCUACGGGACCAAGGCGCGAACAGGGACAUCCUGGUCUCCAUCUCCACCUUCGUGGACAUGCUCAUGGACCCGUGGAUCAUCCUGGCCGACUGGAACUACGAGCCGCACUGGUGGGGCGACAAGCCGUGGCUCACGCGAUGGAACGGCACCGUCCUCACCGACCCGAGCUGCGAGGCGACGUGCGACAAGGGCUCGGGUUCCGUGUACGAUUGCGCGAUCGUACGAGCGGACAUCGCCACGCACGUCGGGAUCGAGGCCAUAUACGACGCCCCCUGGAAGACCCACUGCGGCAUCCAGGUUGCGGUGGGCACCGCCGAGCCGUGGCAGUACAAAGCUACAACGGUUCCCAAAGCCCUCCCCGCACGAGCCAGACCCAAGAAGGUCGCGGACCCGAGCAGCAAAAGGUCCAAGGCUCGCGCGGAGGCGUUGCGAACCAGGAGGGAAAGGCUACCAGAGCACUUGCGCGACGAGUUCGACGCCCUCUACAUCAACCGCGAGACGGCCAACCAGGACCCCGCCCCCUUCGUCAUCCCCCAGCAGAACUGGGACGCGGCCGCCAACGAGGUCAGAAACUUCCCGAAGUUCGAUGGCGCAAAGGUCGGCACCAAGGAGGGCAGAGGACACAUCUUCCACAACCACGCGCCGAACCUCGCGGAGAACAUCAACCCGAAGCACGCGCAGUGGAUCGCGACCCUGGAGCUCGCCGUCCUGGAGACGCACGCGGUCCCCGGCGAGGACAGGGCCAGGUACCAGGGCAGGGCAGAGGGGUGCAGGACCACCAAGCAGACGAUGAAGGCGUCGCCUGGCAGAGCGUACCUCAAGGACCCCGAGGCUACAUGCUGGCAGCACCUCAGCACCCUCGUGGCGAGGUACACCGCGCUGGUCACCAACGGCAAGGGCCCCAAAGCCCGCCAGCACAUCCACAAGACAGAGCACUUCGGCAGGAUAACCGACCCGCAGGAGAUCGAAGAGUGGAAGACCCAGCUCGUCACCCUCGAGUACUGCGACGUGGCUGACUUGCACCGCAUCAGCGCCACCACCAUGGAGUGGACCCACAAAGCUAUGGCGAGAGCUGCAGGCAGAGCGCGAAAACGGUAUCUCGACUGGGCGAAGCAGGCGUGGAAGGACUCACCAGUCAAGCUGCACCGCAUGGUCACCGACCACAAGACGCCGCGCCUCGAGGGCAAGCAGCCUCAGAGAACGGUGGGCGACCCAUCCACGCUCAUGAACCGCUCUGCCGGCACUUGGCGAUCCACCUGGGCGUCCGACAGCUACAACGCCAAGCAGAUCAUCAGCGCAUGCGAGAAGGCCAUGCGGCUCGCGAAGGAGGACCACCUCCCGCUGAUCGAGCCGCAGCACAUACAGGCCAUAGUGGGCACUGCCAAUCCGAAGAAGGUGCAGCUCUACCUUGCGCCCAGGUGCUUGCGGAUGCACGGCUGGGUCAGCGACAUCAUAGACGCCGAGAGGGCCACCGUCGUCGCCUCCAGCCAGACGAUCGCCUACGCAGUGCACGACGGCCUCAAGAAGAAGGGCCACCACGUCAAGGUGGCCAACAGCGCGGUCGACCUCGGCAUCGACGUGGGAGGCGCCAAGAGACGGGUUGUCGUCAAGGCAAUCAAGAGAGCCAGAACUGCGAGGAGGCGCACUCACCGCAUCAUCGCCAAGGUCAGGAAGCACGCCUCCCUCGCCAAGAUUGCGAAGGGCUUGUGGAACACGGGAUCCAGGCGCCAGUCGAUCGCCGAGUGGCUCAACUUCUGGAUGCAGUUCCCAGAACACCAUAGGCGGGCCACGUUGGCGUGGAAGCUGAUCUACGACAAGUCGAUCAAGCGCGGCAACACGAAGUGGAGGAAGGUCAAGGGGCCCAUUUCCGCCAUCCAGGCCAUCCUCCUGGACGCAGGCUGGACCUGCCCGACGCCAACGGAGUGGUCGCGACCGCCGUGGGCAGGCGAGACCUACACCCAGGAGUGGCAGCUACCCCACAGUGGACAAGCCGACUGGGGGGACAAGCGCUAUGACGUGUACCCUGCGGAGCUCGCCCACGAGUUCUGCCUGUCCCUUGAGGGGGGCCUCUGGAGGGAUGCUGCCAAACAUCCACAUGGAGAAGGAUUGCAACGGGGGGGGCUAGACGUCCGCAUAGUUGCCAACGAGAUGGAGAGGUUCACGAGGAAGGGCCAGUACGACCAGUCGACCCCAUGGGUGGCGGAGCGACCCUCGCAGGCCAAAGGCCCGCGCCUCACCAAGCUGCAGCUAGCCAUGCAAUCGAGCCAGCACGCCUUUGAGCUCAGAGCGGGCAAGUACCUCUGUUCUCGGUGCGGGCUCACCACUGACAAGUGUAAAGUACGCCAGGCCUGUGCCACGCCGUGCACCCACCAGCCGCCCCUUCCGUCUGCCAGUGACCAGAUAGUGCCAGUACAGGGCACCAUCACAAUUGCUGGCCGUGAGCUGCACGCCAGCCACAAGCUUCAUUUCAUGCAGAAGUACCGCCUGUACUUCUGCCGCGGGUGCGGUAAGACGGCUACUGAGGAGCAGAAGAAGCUGAAGAGGCUCCUGAUCAACUCCGGGCGGACGCACAGCGCCGCACCCAUGGCGGUGGCCUGCGCCGUGCCGGCGCGCGCCGUGCGCUUGCGCCUGCAGCAGGCGACCGCCGAGCCGUCCUGGGCGGUGUACCUCCCGACGGCCGCGUGGAGGUCUCGGCUGACGCUGUGGGCGGACGAGCCGUUCGAGCAGGGGCACUGCUUCGACGGCGCAGCCGAGGCGCGGCCCCUGCAGGGCCCGGGCCGGGCCGAGGCACCGGCAGGGCCGGCCCGGGCGAGGCGGCCGCGGCUCAGCGAGCAGAGGCCCGUCGGGCGCUGGGUUGGUCGGCUGCGGGCAGAGGCGGCCGCGCUCAGCGAGCAGCGAGCAGAGGCCCGUCGGACCGCACCAUCGAGCGCGGGUACCAGCUUCAAGACAAUAUGUGCCCUCUUUGCGGCGUUGCUCCUGAUAGUCUACUGCACCGGCUGUGGCAGUGCCCUUGUGUCUCUGAUCAGCGCCAAGAGGAAGGUGAAGGCCCACACUGUUGAGUCUGCCAACAUGACCGCCGAAGAGCGGUUCUUCAAAUUAGUGGCCCCCCGCCGCGCGCGCCAGGGCUGCCGGCGCGUGCAGCAGGCCCUGGACGACGCGCGCGGGCCCGAGGCCUGCGGGCGCCUGGCCGCCGAGCUGCGAGGGCACGUCUGGGACGCCCUGCGCUGCCCGCACGCGAACUUCGUGCUGCAGAAGUGCAUCACGACGGCCAGCCCCGACGCGUGCCAGUUCAUCGUGGACGAGCUGCUGCAGAGGGGCCACGGGGCGCUGGCGCAGGCGGCGCGGCACAGGUACGGCUGCCGCAUCGUGGAGCGGCUGCUUGAGCGCUGCCGGCCCGAGCAGGUGGAGCAGAUCGUUGACUGCAUCCUGGACGACGCCGUGACCCUCUGCAUGCACCCGUACGGCAAUUACGUGGCCCAGCAUCUCCUCGAGCACGCCGCCCCAGCCAGCGCCGGGAUCGCCUCGCCAAGGUGGAGGCGCUGGAUGGGAUGCAUCGCCGCGAGGAGGCGCAGGUCGCAGCGCUUCGCAUGGCAAGGGCCGCAUCGUUUCGUCGCGCAGCGGAACAAGAAGUGCUGACCCGCAAGCGCAUCAGGGAGGAAGAGGAGGAGAAGGCGCCCGUGGACGAGUUGAUGGGGCGGCCAGCGCCGCGGUGGUGGGCCCCGCCCUUCCGCGGGCGCCAGAUGGCCUCAGCGACUGCGACAGCCUCGACUCGACGAUCGCGUGCGCGGACGCGAAGUUCGAGCUCGCGGAGAAGCAGCGGGCUACAAUUGACAUGCUGGAGGGGCUGCAUCGCCGCGAGGAGCGCAGGGGG
Messenger RNA from Prorocentrum cordatum, 4363 nucleotides. NCBI's taxonomy places the organism in Eukaryota, Dinophyceae, Prorocentrales, Prorocentraceae. The record is from the annotation of a GenBank genome assembly.